AUGUCGGAGUAUAUAAGCCAGGUUUGCAUGGAAUGUAUUCAGGUUCUGAGCACUGUUCCACCUUCUGUGUUUCUUGUGUCUCUGGCUGCUUGUGUCCUCGGAGUCAUUGCGCUUGUUUAUAUCAUCCUCUUUGCAGUUGCUUUCCGACCUCGAACACCGUUCCCCGAAGAAAAGACGUAUCGCACCUUAUCCGAAGAUGGCACCCCGACUCGCCCCCAGCAAUUACCAUGCUGGCAGGACAGCUGGGAACGCGAGCGCCAGAAUACACCAAGCAAGCGCGCAGUGUUGGACAUUGAGAAGCCGGAACUGUUCAUGUCGGUCGUGGUUCCCGCGUACAACGAAGAGGACCGGUUGAUUGGCAUGCUGGAGGAGACGGUGGACUACCUGGAACAUGCGUACGGCACCUUAGCCGAUCAAGUCAGCAACGAACAAGAAAAAGGGAAAAAGAGCAAGAACGGCAGUGUUCGACAACGUAGGACAGGAAAUGGCCAUGUCUCGGAUGACGAUGCCUCAAAGGGCUGGGAGAUUCUACUUGUUUCGGACGGUUCUACAGAUAGAACUGAAGAGGUUGCAUUUGAAUUUUCCCGGGACCACCAGCUAUCUCUACACCCUCGAGCUCAUACGGGACCUUGGUCGUCAGAAAAACCUGAGGGAGUACAUAUACCUCCUGGAAGUAUUCGAAUUGUCACAUUGACCCGAAACCGAGGCAAAGGUGGUGCCGUCACACAUGGAAUGCGACACGUUAGGGGAAAAUAUGUUGUUUUUGCAGAUGCCGAUGGUGCCAGCAAGUUCUCCGAUCUCGGGAAGCUGGUGAGUGCUGCUCGGAAAGUAGAAGACUCUGAAGGGCGAGCGGUGGCCGUUGGUUCGCGAGCACACAUGGUGGGCAGCGAAGCUGUCGUAAAGCGCUCCAAACUCCGCAACUUCCUGAUGCAUUCCUUCCACCUCAUCCUCUGGCUCCUGACUCCUCCCGCCACCGCACAAGUAAAAGAUACCCAAUGCGGCUUCAAACUGUUCUCGCGGCCCUCACUCCCCUACAUCAUUCCUUAUAUGCACUCCGAAGGCUGGAUCUUCGACGUUGAGAUGCUGAUGUUGGCCGAGUUUGCGAAGAUUCCUGUUGCUGAAGUGCCUGUAGGCUGGCGCGAAGUCAAGGGCAGCAAACUGAAUGUUGUCUGGGAUAGUAUAGGUAUGGCUUGGGGGUUGUUUAUAUUGCGAGCGUCAUGGGGGAUGGGGGUUUAUCGCCGAACAUGA
Talaromyces marneffei is the source of this 1248-nucleotide messenger RNA. RefSeq lists its product as uncharacterized. The transcript has 3 exons. The coding region runs from base 1 to 1248 and encodes 415 amino acids. NCBI's taxonomy places the organism in Eukaryota, Fungi, Ascomycota, Eurotiomycetes, Eurotiales, Trichocomaceae. The record is from RefSeq and is a predicted model, not a curated record. Gene Ontology annotation, cellular component: endoplasmic reticulum membrane.